AUGGCGGUCUUCAAAGCUUACAGCCUACGGUUCUCCUGGGAAGAGCGGGGGCUCAAGAAUAAUAUCCCGGACUUUAAGCCUCAUUCACUAAAAUUGCCUUUCUUGUCGCUUUUGUUUGUCUUCAUCUGCGCCAUCAUUGGCUUGCUUGAGCAUAUGAUCCGCACUCUUCCUGCAGAGGCUAAUCGCACUAAGAUACCACAGGACUUUGUAUACAGGCCGCGACCUAUUAGACAUCGGACUGAGGAACCGACUGUCGCUGUUGAUACCGCACCCCAAAAGCGCGAGCGCACAAACCUUUUGUCCCCCAAGCAAACUCAUUUGAACCAUGCAACGCAUACCGCAAUUAUAGCAAGGACAACGCCCGAAACACGAGCCAUCAAAGUCGCAGCUCCGGAUCCAGAUCCUCGACCACCCUCCAGUCACUAUGCCAAUAAAGAGCCAAUCACCACAUACGUCACAUGGGUGAAUAGCUGGUAUUAUGAAUGGGGAGAUCAUCCUACAGUCGAUUCCAGAACUCCUUUGUUUCCUGGCGAAGAUCCAAACGGAAAAUGCAUUUACAACUACCAGGGCAUUGUCAUGACGACAAACAGCUCAGGCUGCAGGGCACUCCUUGGCCUUGGAGACCGCCAACCUCCCUCAGGAUGGAAGCGAGGAACAUGGAUUAUGGAAGACAUCUGGUUCCCCAAAGGAGGUGGCUGUGACGAGAACUAUGAUGACUGGUACUCUGGCUGGCCGUCGAAUCAGUCCUCUGCUUUUCCACAGCCUACUCGCUCGCUCGUCUACCCUUCUUAUUUUGAGUCUCUCAUGAUUCCAAUGGCAAGAUGUACCUGGUACAACGGGGUUACUCCUACGAUUUCACGGCCCCCAUACACUGCGACAGUGAGACCCUCAAAUCCGUGGUUCGAUGCUGUCCUUCAUCACUAUGUCGCUGUGGACUUUCCGAGGGGACCAGAUGGACGGAUCAUCUGGCCUGUGGUGGAAACUGGGACAGGUGGUGCUGUAGCAUCCCAGACUGUCCAAAAGCUGACUCAGUUGCGAGCAAUUCGUCCAGAUAAGGGUAUUUACCAUACUGUGGGUGUGUAUCUUGAGACGAGCACUGAGCGUACUACCUCAAGUGUCGGGAUUAAAACAACGGAAGGAUCUACCCAAGAGACCUCGGGAAAUAAAUUUGGAGAGGCAACUGAACAGAUAUCGAAAGAGACAUUUCAAACCACCCAUCAUUCUCACUUUCAGGAGGCAUCAUCCGGAAAAGCCUUGGCCCAAACAACACCCGAGCUAUCUCAGUCAUCUUUACUAACAUCUCAUGAGACACCUAUCCCAACGACCACAACGUUACUUCAAACGAAAACUACUGAAGAAGCAAUCACAGAGACACCACGGCCAUCUCAAUCAACUGCCAUAUCGGUGAAUGAUCGGCCGCCUUCAGAACAAACCAGCAGCAAAAUUGAUCACUUAAUGACGGCAUCCGACUCACGAUCUAGCAUAUUUGAGAACAAGUCUGGCGAAGAAAUUACCACUACCCAAGUUCUGACCACCACGCCAUACCACACAGCGAUUACAGAGUCCAGUCAAUUCUCCACUCAGCCCUACAGUACUGUCCAGCCACACGUACAAGAAGAGGUCAGAGGGCCAAACUUUCCGGAUCGCUACUUCUAUAUCCCGGAUACUAGAUUCGGUACGCCUGGGGAAACAAGGACAUUCCAGGCUGUUUUUUCGGCGUUUACCAGGGAAGGAUCCACCCGCCCAGAAUCUACUCUUGUUCAAAUAACAACCCUCCCACAAGCCUGGCUCUUACCAGUUCCAGUCAUCAUGGCCACCGCCCAGAUUUCGAUGGUUCUAACCGACGCUCAAGGUCAAGCCACUGCCACAGUAACUGAUUUCGGUGGUGAUUUAGUGGAAGGCAGCACGACCAUCACUACUUUGACAAAUCCACAGGACGGGUCACCCACCGCAACCAUCACAAUUCAAAUUCCCACUGGAGCAUCAGUAGUCCUAACGAAAAACAACCCAAAUGAUGGCAAGCCCACAGCAACAGUAACCCUCUUCCCCAUCAUACCCAACAUCCCCAACGCCACGCUUGCCAACAUUGUCGUGCCCACUGACAGUACCUACUUCCUGGUCUAUUUCCUCCCCAUCUUUCUUACAGCGUUGCUCCUCCUCCCCAUGCAGGCUAUCGAUGCCGAGAUCAAGCUAUUCAUGCCUUUUAGACUCCUGACAAGACCAGACGGAAGCACCGACGCCCUCCCCAUGCGAACAGGAGGCGUUAUUGGUCGCUACAACGGCCUCCGCCUUCUCCUAUUCCGGUACAAGGACCCCCUCUCCCUCCUCGGCGACCUGAUGAUUCUCUGCACCACCGCCAUAGUUUCCCUCUCCGGCGAAACCAUCGGCCUAAAACUCCGCGGCACUUGCAUACAGCACAACCUCAACACAUGCUUCACCACCGUGGCGGUAUUCCCUCCCAUGGCAAGAGCCGCACAGGGGCUUCUAAGCGCUCUCCUGGUUCUUAUACUAGUGCUAGCCAUAAUGCUGAGCAGAUGGAGGACGGGCAUCCCUGCUCACCCCACCAGCAUAGCGGCGGUCUGCGCUUUACUCCAGGUCCCAGGAACGAGGGGGUUGAUUCAAGCGGCUCAACUCACUACCAUCGAUUCAAACGGCGGGAGAUUAGAUAAGGAGAUUGCUGAGCGGUACAGAAAGAUCCGGUUUCGUCUGGGGAGGGUGGCAUGUGAACGAAAUGGUGGGCGGAGGACGACUGAGUAUGGCCUUGUUGGUGUACGAGAUGGUGAUGACGGUGAUACGCCUGUUGCAGCGAGGAUAGGCGCCAGGACUUUGAUGGAUGGAUCACCAGAGACGCCCGAAAGGAUGAAACAACACGUUCCGUUUUGGGAACGAGUGGACCAAGGGCUGUAUCUCUUCUUUCUCUGUGGGCUGCUGGCACUCAUACUGUACUAUGAGCUCACCGUGUUUGAGGACCCGGCGGAGACACCAUUUGAGUGGUUUAUGGACAGCCAAUUGCCGGGGCCACGGGUGCUGUUUACAGGUUUUGGUGUUUUGGUGUCGUUUAUGUGGGACCAUUUGUUUUCGAACUUCACCAAAAAAGCCACCUACCGUCUCAUGGCCCAAAGGAACCAACCUGCCGCCCUCUCCAUCCUCCAAACACGCCCAACAAACGUCUUCACCGGCCUCUGGCGAGCCAUCCGACAGAGGGACUCCCUGAUGGGGUCCAUAGCCAUCGCAGGCAUCCUUUCUAAAUUCCUCCCCCUGUUUCUCGCCAGUAUCCCAUUCGCAGCAGCGCAGACCUGGGUCACUCACGAGAUCUGCACAUGGGGCGCGGUCUCAAUCCUGAUUGUCAUGAUCAUCGUUCUGCUAAGCCACGCGGUGAUUGUCAAGUGGCCUUACAUGCCGGCCGCUGCGCCGGACUCGCUUGCGUGCUGUGUUUAUUACGUUUGUGACUCGGCCAUGCUGAGAGAUUUCGAGGAGAUGUCAAUGCUGGCGCGGCGCGAGCGUGAUAGUAGGGUUGAGCGGAUGGGGCGGAUGUAUCGGUUUGGGUGGAUGACGGGAGUGUCAGGGGAGAAGAGAAUCGGGGUUGAUUACCCGGUGGGGGAGCAAGGGUUUAGGCUGAGGUCGCUUGGGGUGGUGGGUUUUGGAGUGUCUGGGGGGAAGAAGUGGUGA
Messenger RNA from Podospora anserina S mat+, 3669 nucleotides. RefSeq lists its product as uncharacterized. The transcript is spliced from 3 exons. NCBI's taxonomy places the organism in Eukaryota, Fungi, Ascomycota, Sordariomycetes, Sordariales, Podosporaceae. The record is from RefSeq and is a predicted model, not a curated record. The coding region runs from base 1 to 3669 and encodes 1222 amino acids.